GCUCUCUGUGCAGAUAGCGAGAAAGAGAGGUGGAGGGAGGGAGAAAAAGAGACAGAAAAUGGGAGGGGGCACAGCUAGGAAAGAAUCAUAUGAAAGUCAGUAAGAAAAAAAAAACCCACACUAUCACUAAACCUUAAAACCUUUUUAAGUAAAACAGGGAGCGGAUGUGUUUAGUGAUAGAUGGAAAGAAAAGAUUAGAGGAGAGACUGAAUAGAGGAGCAGUGAGAGGAAAUACUCCUAAGGGGCUGAGUUACUAGGAAGAUCUGGACUAGGGAAAGUGGACUGGGAGAGAUCUGUGGGACAAACAGCCAGGAUUACACAAGAACAGUUGUCUGCCACAGCCUCAGUGACCUGAGAAUGAAUGGGACGAUCUAGCAUUUAACAAGAGGAUCUGUUCAUCACACAGGCACAACCUUUAAACAAGAUGAUGUGCAUACAGACCCAGGGAAAGCUGUGCCGCUCAUUGUGGAAAGGUUUAGUGUUGGGAGCUGUUUUCACCAGUUUCGUGAUCCUGCUGUAUUCAUAUGCUGUGCCCCCACUGAGCCUCGGCAGCACAGAGAGCCCAGUGAAUAUACCUUGUCUUCCUUCAACCCGCCCUAAUCAAUCACAGUCAACCUCCAAUGCCAGCUCCCACACAAGCUGUGGGCCAAGGCACAACCUCAUGUUCAUGAAGACCCACAAGACAGGCAGCAGUACUAUACUUAAUAUUCUAUUCCGAUAUGGACAGAGCCACCAUCUCCAAUUUGCAUUCCCACGUGGACGCAAUGACUUUGAUUACCCAGGAUACUUCCAACGUUGGCAAGUUGAGGGCUACCAUCCCGGUGCCUGUUUUAACAUUAUCUGUAACCAUAUGCGUUACCAGCAUCCAGAGGUGAGCCUUUUAUUGCCCCCAGAUGCAACUUUUGUAACCAUUCUUCGUGACCCUGCACUGCUCUUUGAAUCCUCUUUUCAAUACUUUGCCAAGGUGGUACCCUUAACAUGGACAAUACCAGGCUCUGGGGCAGAGGAAAAAAUGGUCAAAUUCCUACACAACCCACUUGGCUACUAUGAUCCCAGUGGUUUUAAUGCCCACUAUCUGCACAACUUAUUAACAUUUGACCUGGGUUAUGAUAAUAAAAUGGAUGUUGGGGACCCCAGCGUGCAGCAUAUGGUGAAACAGCUGGAUAACCGUUUCCAUUUGGUAAUGCUACUAGAAUACUUUGAUGAGUCUUUGUUACUUUUGCGUGAUUUAAUGUGUUGGGAGAUGGAUGAUGUUUUGUACUUCAAGCUUAAUGCCCGCAAGGACUCUAGAGGUUCCCGACUGAGUUCUGAGAUGUACAAGCUCGCUCAGGAUUGGAAUGCACUGGACACGCUACUUUACCGCCAUUUUAAUGCCACGUUCUGGAAGAGGGUGGAAGAUUAUGGGCUGGAGAGGAUGCAGCAAGAUUUAUUGGAGCUUAGGAGGAGGAAUGAGGAGCUGAAAAGGGAAUGCAUAGCAGGAGGAGGACCAGUAGAUGCCAGCAAAAUCCAGGAAUCUGGGUUGCAGCCAUGGCAACCAAUUGGCAAAAUGUCAAUCCAGGGCUACAAUCUGAAGAAGAACAUUUCACCGCAUCAUAAACAACUGUGUAGGAAUAUGCUGACUCCUGAGAUACAAUACAUGAGCAAACUUGGUGCUGAUUUAUGGCUCACACAGCUCUGGGGUAACAUCAGGUCGCUGCUGAAAUGGUAACUUCUAGGUAAAAAAGAAAAAGCUUGGUAAAGAUGAAUAGCAUGAGUUGGAUGAGUUGUUAAGCUCAUGAACAUGUAGGUGAACUGGGAAAGUGAGUGUGAGUGAGACAUUAGAUCUAUUUUUGAGACAAUUGUACAAAGUGUUGAUAAUAAAAUCUUUUUUUUGUGCAUAUUUAUUCACUAGACCACACAUGAAACCCUUUAAAGAGUAUGUAUGAUAAGCAUGAUAGCAAGCUCUAAUGAUCAGACACUCAGGUUUGACAGAAUACAGGAUGACACAUCUUUUUACUACUGCACCAGGCCGCACCCAUAUUCUGCACUGACUGUGAGUUAAUUCUGUUUUCAUGGUACAUAUACAAUUUCAAAUACAGCAAGUUGGGCUCAGAUGCAGAUGUCCAAGCUGCAUUUGUAAAUCUGAGCAGAAACAACAGAUGCUUUUUGCUGUGUCACUGUACAAACAGUAUUUUUUGGGUAGAGUUUGCAGUAUGCUUCUUUUAUUCAAUAUCCCAACAGGGUUUUUGUUUCCAGAUGUUUGUGCAAUCAAAUGUGAUAAAAUCGUUAUGGACUACACUUAGACCACUAGUUACUCUCCAGCUCUUCUGGAAUUAUAUGAUGUUGGACAGCUGAUGGACAUUUCAAGAUUACUGCUUCUAACCUCUGUAUUAGCACUGCAAUUCUCAUAAAUCCCAUUUUUACCUCAGAAAAACUGUCUGUACAUUACUUUUAUGUUUGUGAUUUCUGUUUUAAAAAAAAAUAAAACUAAGAGAAGUUGACUACUGCUAUUAAAAA
Messenger RNA from Bombina bombina (fire-bellied toad), 2496 nucleotides. RefSeq names its product galactose-3-O-sulfotransferase 1 (gene GAL3ST1). Bases 425 to 1708 code for a protein of 427 amino acids. Lineage: Eukaryota; Metazoa; Chordata; Amphibia; Anura; Bombinatoridae. The transcript has 3 exons. Gene Ontology annotation, cellular component: membrane. Gene Ontology annotation, molecular function: galactosylceramide sulfotransferase activity. Gene Ontology annotation, biological process: myelination; galactosylceramide biosynthetic process. The record is from RefSeq and is a predicted model, not a curated record.